CAGCGCCCACUUCACACCUUCACAGGCUACGUUUCCCUUACUGCGACACCAGGAGCAUCGUUCCCAGUGACAUAUAAACGACUCCUACACUUCUCAAUCAUAAUUAGAGCGCCUUACCCUUACUCCCCACCUCCGCUAGUCCAUCCGACUACCCCGCUUGAUCUAUCCAGCAUGUCUUUCAACAACGGUUACAACGACCAGUUCCAGGGCCCGCCCCAGGGUGACAUGAACAACCCCACCCCACAGCCGGGCGACAUGGGUCAGCCCAUGGACACCUCCGGCAACGGCUUCCCACCCCAGGGCAAUAUGGGCCCUCCAGGCAGCGCUGGCGGCGACGGUCAAGGCCAGGGUGCCGGAAAGACGACUCUCUGGAUGGGUGAGCUCGAGCCCUGGAUUGACGAGAACUUCGUCCGCAGCAUCUGGUACAACAUGGGUGAGACAGUCAAUGUCAAGAUGAUCCGUGACAAGUUCUCCGGCAAUGCUGGAUAUUGCUUCGUCGACUUUGCGAGCCCUGAUGCUGCGGCCAAGGCUCUGAACCUCAACGGACAACUGAUCCCAAACUCGAACCGUCCAUUCAAGCUCAACUGGGCCUCUGGUGGCGGUCUCGCUGAUAGGAGCCGCGACGAGCGUGGCCCCGAAUUUAGCAUCUUCGUAGGAGACUUGGGCCCUGAAGUUACCGAAUUCGUCCUUGUCCAGUUGUUCCAGAACAAGUAUCCCUCGACCAAGUCGGCAAAGAUCAUGUCGGACCCCAUCAGUGGCAUGUCCCGUGGUUAUGGAUUCGUGCGAUUUGCCAGCGAGGAAGACCAGCAAAAGGCUCUGACUGAGAUGCAAGGCGUUUACUGCGGCAACCGCCCCAUGCGUAUUUCUACUGCAACACCAAAGAACAAGAGCGGUGGUCCAGGCGGCCCCGGCGGAAUGGGUAUGCCCCAGGGUGCGGGCGGCCCAGGCAUGGGCAUGUACUCCAUGGGUGCUCCCCCAAUGGGUAACUACUAUGGCGCUCCCCAGCCCAUGAACCAGUUCACGGAUCCCAACAACACUACCGUCUUCGUCGGCGGUCUCUCGGGCUAUGUUACCGAGGACGAGCUACGCUCUUUCUUCCAAGGUUUCGGUGAAAUCACCUAUGUCAAGAUUCCUCCAGGCAAGGGAUGUGGCUUCGUCCAGUUCGUGCAGCGCCACGCCGCAGAGAUGGCUAUCAACCAGAUGCAAGGUUACCCAAUUGGCAACUCCCGCGUGCGUCUUAGCUGGGGUCGCUCUCAGAACAACUCUGGACCCGCCGGUACCCCAUACCGCCCUGCGCCACCUCCACCAGUGCCCUUUGGCCCUGGAAUGGGCAUGCCCCCGCAACACCCCUACGGCGGUGGUGGCGGCGGUUACGGUCCUAUGAUGAAGUAAGCGCAUUCUUUCCCUCUGUAUUGCUUGCACGGCGCUUCAUUCGUGGUUCAUCCCGUUGGCUUUACUGCAACGACCCCUUUCAUGACUCGGCAAUGACGAUUUCGAGCGAUUUGGUCUUUAGUUCUAUAACGGGCGGUACUCUAAAA
Messenger RNA from Bipolaris sorokiniana ND90Pr, 1538 nucleotides. RefSeq lists its product as uncharacterized. Gene Ontology annotation, cellular component: cytosol. The record is from RefSeq and is a predicted model, not a curated record. The transcript is spliced from 6 exons. Gene Ontology annotation, biological process: mRNA splice site recognition. Gene Ontology annotation, molecular function: mRNA binding. The coding region runs from base 172 to 1392 and encodes 406 amino acids. Lineage: Eukaryota; Fungi; Ascomycota; Dothideomycetes; Pleosporales; Pleosporaceae.